GCUCCAGAGAAAUGUACCUCUAGUGACAGGCUGGUCUUCGAGCACUGCCGAAGAAGGUGUUGGACCUGGGGAAGAGUGGUUGAAGGAGCUCAUAGAUCCCUCAGUCAUUUUGCUACGACAGUGGUUCCCAAGCUGGGGGUCGGCAUCCCAUGAGGAGUCACAGGAUGAACCAUGUAAGAGACUGACCAGAGAGUGUUUCUUUAUUCAUCAAGUUGGUAUUGUCGGCAGGAUCCCAACACAGCUGGACACGGCUCGUAUAUGGGCCUGGAUGCUCAACAUGCCUCACAGCCCUCCCAAAGAAGGAGCAAAGGCACUUAGAGAAAGCGCUCCUGUAGCCAAAGCAACCAUGGCUGUGUGCGACCAUGACAGGGCCUGUGGGCGGGGCUUCUCCUGUGAUCGUCACUUUGGUCUUUGUGUUCCUCUACGAGGGGAGGGCCACUACUGUCGGAGGGAUGCCCAGUGUGUACGCGGACUCAGCUGCAUGUUUGGGAAGUGCCACCGCAGCAUUCCCAACGGACAAGAGGGUGCCAGAUGUAAGGUUGACAGGGAUUGCGGGGCAUCCAUGUGCUGCGCUCGACACCACGGUGAACAGGUGUGCAAGAGACGUCUGAGCCACGGUGAGAGCUGCUAUGUUCCUGAUGGUGGCCUGGCAUUUAGCAUAAACCAGAUUUGUACAUGUGACGAGGGGCUACUGUGUCGUGAACACAGUGCAUCACACCGGAGAGAGAGAGAUUUAAUUUACCAGCCAGAACGAACAAGUUGGACCUGCCAAGUGCCCAAACCUUGAUGUCAGCCUCUACAUUAAAGCUAUUUAUUAUGUAAAUAUAUUGUAUAUGAUUGUACAUAAAAAACUUUUAAAGCAAGGAUGUUUUUUUUAUUGUUUCAUUUUGUAUAUUUUGACAAAAGCACUACUGUAUGUAGCUGGGCUCAGCAAUGCCAUGGAGUCUCAUACAGUAUCUUCCUCAUGCAUUUAUUGAUCUUUGAUUAUAUGUAUAAAUGUCUGUUCCCCUUCAAUUUAAUGAAUAAAAUUUUUUUUUUUCCAAAAGCAACUAUUCUGU
Molecule: messenger RNA, 1058 nt
Organism: Siniperca chuatsi (mandarin fish)
Lineage: Eukaryota; Metazoa; Chordata; Actinopteri; Centrarchiformes; Sinipercidae
Product: dickkopf-related protein 3-like
Exons: 7
Coding region: 269-787 (172 amino acids)
Biological process (GO): multicellular organism development; negative regulation of canonical Wnt signaling pathway
Cellular component (GO): extracellular region
Molecular function (GO): co-receptor binding; receptor antagonist activity
Source: RefSeq, a predicted model, not a curated record